Stegostoma tigrinum is the source of this 2331-nucleotide messenger RNA. Its product is annotated as keratinocyte-associated transmembrane protein 2-like. The record is from RefSeq and is a predicted model, not a curated record. NCBI's taxonomy places the organism in Eukaryota, Metazoa, Chordata, Chondrichthyes, Orectolobiformes, Stegostomatidae. The coding region runs from base 47 to 1003 and encodes 318 amino acids. The transcript has 3 exons.
GCGGCGCUGCUGAUGUCACUUGGUGAGGUUGUGCGCAUUGUGGAAGAUGGAGGCGCGCGUUGGUCUGGAGUUGCGGGUGAAAGUGCGCGUUUUAGCGCUUGUCUUCAUCGUUUUCAGCGUCGUCGUGGUGGUCGCGAAUGGUCACGGAAGCGAUGUGACCAGUAACAGCAUCCUUACAGAAAAUGGAACACAAGUGACUGUCAAUCAACAGGCAGCCAGUACUACCAAUAAUCUGACAUCUCCGAGAAGUGAGUCAGUUAAAACAAUUGAAUCCAAAACUACAGAGACAAAAUCUAGCAUUAAUGCUACAAAUCCAACCACCACCAACACGACUACAUUAUCUGCAACCACUUUGAAGCAGAUUUCAACGACAUCAGUGGGAGCUGCCGUUAAGAGUACGGAAUCUCUUAUAGCAAUAACACAGAAGGCAACUGCUGUCCAAAAUUCUGACCAGAUUGCACCAACCUUAAAAGACGUAUCAGUCGGAGAAGGUAACAAUAUCGACAACAAGCAAGAUACAGAAGUAAUGGUAAUUGGCACAGAUAUUGAAGAGGAUGAAGGUCUCAUUUCUAAUACAGAUCCAGAAAAAAUGGAUGAAAUGACAGAUAACCAAUUGUUGCUUGUUGGACAAGGCAAUUCUCCAUCUUAUUAUGAAGCAGAUGAAGAAAAAGGGGCUGAGGAGUAUUUUGAUAUAAAUCAAUUGGAUGAGGAUGAUCUGGAAAAUGAUAUGGAUGAACCUCCUGAGCUUCCUGAUCAACCAAUAUACAUUUCUGCACGUGAAGAAGAAGAUAGUCACUUCUUUUUCUACCUCGUUGCUUCUGCUUUUCUAAUUGCCAUUGUUUAUAUUACAUAUCACAAUAAAAGAAAGAUUUACAUUCUCUUAGUUCAAAGCAGACGAUGGAAGGAUAGUCUCUGCUCAAGAACAAUUGAAUACCAACGGUUGGAUCAGAACGUACAUGAUGCUAUGCCAUCACUUAAGAUUACAAAAGACUAUGUUUUCUAAAGGCAUUACUUGCAACUUUACUAAAAAAUGUAAAUAAAUUUGCAUUUUUCCAAUUUUUUUCCAAAGUUUUGCUGGUGGAAUAAUGCGAGCUAACCCUAAAUGUAGCUAUCUGCUCCCUUCUGUCAGCAUUUUCAAAAAAAAAUCUUUGCACCUUCAAACUAAACAGACAGAAAAGGUCAAGUACAGAAAUAACAUCAUUAAUCUUUGAGAAUGCAUCUGAUAAAAAAAUAGCUUCUGAAAUGGUUCUCUGAAUCAUUAUACCUAUUGUCAUCGCAUCAGAAAUUGCUUUGUUGACUGCUGAAAACAGUCGAGAAGAACAAUCUACCUUAACUUUCUGACAUAUGAGUCUCAUCUGAACAAGACUUUAAAUCAAAUUAUCUGGGUUUAUCCCUUUCAGAAUUCAGCCUUUCACAAACUCUUAAGGUCUGAAACUUUGACAGCUGUAACUGGCUAACUUAAAAUUUUAUACAAGAUUAAUAUUCGUAUCCAAUUCAGAUUCUGAAGAAAGGAUUCAAUGACAGAAGUUGUAUAGUUAUUCUUAUCCAUGGGCUAUCGAUUGUAAUCCUUGUAUUAGGGGCCAGUUAAAAUUGUACAUAGUCACAAAAAGUGACAAAUGAUUUCUUUGGGUGUCAUAUCAUUAGUUGUCUUAAGACCGUUUGCUAUUAAGAUAUUACUUGUAAGGUUAAAUGGUACAUCAGCCAAAACCAGGGUAACACAUACCUGUAGCCUUAGGAGAAUGCCUCAAUAUUAAAAUGCUUACUGCCCCCUCCCCAUUAUUCCAAAGUAUAUGACUACUGAAAUGUGAAGAACAUUUCACUAGCUUUCUAGAAUAUAUUAUUAGAUGCAUUGUAUUUUAUUUCAUAAUAUUCAGUGCGAUGUCUUAAAUUGUGUACUUUAUUUUUAGUAUGUCGUCUUGGUAGAUGUUGCAGUGCAGGAAGUAUGUAACUGUUGAAUGUUACAUUAUCAGUUUGGGUCAGAAAAUACUUUUUUUGAAAAUGGCUUCUGGAAUAGGUUACUAUUACCUGAGUGAUGAAUAAGUUUUCCUUUUUUAAAAAAAAUGAUUCUGCUAACUAAACAUGUAUUUCAGAAAUUGUCAAAUUCCUAAAGCAAAAUAACAAAUGUCGUAAGAUUAGUUGGCUUAAAAUGAUUGUAAUGGUUGGAUCAGCAAGGGAUAUGAAGGUUACUGAGAUGUUUAGUUAGUUUUGAUCAGUGUUUAAUUUUUGGUGUUUGUGACAAGUGUUGCAAAAAAAAGCACAAUGAAUCAUAAAUUUAAAAUAUGUAAUUUUUGUACCUAACUUCUGUAUGUUUUAAUAAAGUUUCAGAAUUCA